CGUCACAUACUCAUGUUGUAGUGCCGGCGCAUGUGCAGGUCAAAACGCUACCGCUAUUCCUUCGCAUAGCCUCAGCUCAGCAGGUGGGAUUAUUGAUUAGCAUCCCUAGGACUAAUAUGCUCUGGUAACUAACUAAUCCGUUGAUACUGCUAUAAUUUACACAUUCUAUAUUGCAAUUAUUCAUUCGCAUUUCGUUUUUUGCUUCAUCCUCAUUCCAUUUUCAUAAUCUCCCCUUCACCUUAUCCUACCCAGACCCCAUCUAAUUCAUCCUUACCCCAUUAAUCCUUACCCCAUUAAUCCUUACCCCAUUCAUUCUUACCCCAUUCAUCCUUACUCUGUUUACCUUUAUACUCAUUCAUGUCAGAUCCAGUAUCCUCCCAAGCCUCUCUGCGAGGAACGCGCUUGGUAUCGCCGGCCCAGCCGCUACAGGGCCUUGCGCUAUCAGACGAAGCGCCCAUCAUCGCGAAACAACUCAAGUCCGUCCGUAGGCACAGCACAUCCCGCCGCUUUGAUGCCCAUGCCCUCAACUUGGACUUCAAAAACCCCCAGGUACACAAGACACUGGGCGCGCAAGUCACCGGUCACAAGUCCACAGAGGCACCCGUGCACCCCACGUCGCCCAACAUAGAGAUCCCCCAGCUCUCGGCGAUCUUGCUCGAUGUGCGGAAAUCUAUCAUGAGCGGCGCGCACAUCGACAUGAACGCCAACCAGACGACGCUACCAGACACCCCGAGCCUGCUGCGCAAGCUCCAUGUAUCGCGCCAAACACUCCUCCGCGCAGAGCGUGUCAAUGCCACGUUCCGCCUCUACUAUAUGAACCUCGAACAGUCACAGUACUCGAUGGCUGCAGACACAGACGAACCACCUGAUAUCCGCACAAACUUCCCCGGCGUGGUGGGCGUGUACAAUCCGCUCCAAACGAUACGCAACCGCGCGAUCCGUGCACAGUUCGGCGAGCUCGCACGCGACUUGUCGGUCAAAACCAUCACGCCUGCAUCCGAGUGCUUCUCGAUGCGCAAGCAGCAUCUCGUGUGGCAGGUGGACAUCAACGAGGCGCUCGCGGACUACGGUUGGCGGUCCAAGCACUGGGGUGACUUGCGAGCCCCCAAUGGCGAGUUGUGGUUCCCGUGGGCCGUGCACGAGCACCGCCGCCGGCCUAAAGCGCCGUCAGAAGACCUGCAGAGCCCACCCCCUGACCGCCGCGAGUCGCAGUUCCUCAACCCAGACUAUGUUCCAUCUGGCGGGCCCAGCCUCUCCGCGCUCACCCACAGUCGCCAGAACUCGUCCCACGGCGAUCGCAGUCGCAGCCGCAGCCGUACUGACAAGGCGUUUCUGCGACUCUCCGCGGUGCUCAAAUCGUCUCGUUCCCAUUCGCCAUCGGGGUCCGAGGCGGAAGACUAUGAUCUUUCGGCUGAGGAGCGAUACAUUUCGGACUAUGAGACGAAUGCCUCGGUAGACGCACGGGAAACCUUGCUCAGCGUUCCUGUGAGCAGCAUCAAGCCCAGCAUGGCGAGUUCGCGCCUCGAAACGCCUACACCUAGCGCAUUGAACUUGGCGAGGCGCGCGCAGUCGCGUGCGACCGAGCAACACGACUCCGACAGCGAUGAUGAGCGCGACGUUCAGAAAGCCAACUCGUUCGUCCAGAUCCUCAAGUACCUCUCCGUGAAGAAUACCAUCAGUCAAAAGAACAUCAUCAACAAGCCGUAUCUCCAGCAAAAGGCUAUCAUGCGCCACGCGCCAGCUAUGCGCGCGAACUUGAGCGAAUUCCGCCGUGAUGCGGAAACGAUGGAGACCAAGGUGAUCCCGCAGUACGAGACGUUCUUGUCCGAAAACAACCAGGUCAUUGGCGCGUACAAGCACGAGUUCAAUCGCUACUCCAAUCAGAUCGAUGCGUUGCUUUCGUCUGCGGACCGUUCCAUUGUGGAGAUCAACACUUCAUUAACGCUUCAAUUGAGGAAGAUCAGUGAGCGCAUUGAGAAGAUCGACCCGCACAAGCACUCCAGUGGUAUCGUCGGUGCUGACAUGCGCUCGCGUGUUCUCGAAAAUGCCGUUGUGGUGGUGCUCUGGGCCGUAUGGGGCAUCGUAUCUGUGCUCCGCAUCCUCCGUGGUGUCUGGCGUGCGCUCUGGGCGCUCUUGUGGUGGGUCAUCCGGUUGAUGUCGUAAGAGAUAAUGGGUAUUUAUUAGGUGGUUUAUAAUUGAGGUUAUCACCUGGUCUUUUUUUAGAAGAAAAAAAUGCUUGACUCGACUGAGAGUAAUCUAUGAUUGAAUGAUGUGAUUGUGCAGUACUUGAUCGACUCUUAUUCUGCGAUAACUCAGCCCGGAUCAUGAAAUACAUCUGU
Molecule: messenger RNA, 2339 nt
Organism: Babjeviella inositovora NRRL Y-12698
Lineage: Eukaryota; Fungi; Ascomycota; Pichiomycetes; Serinales
Exons: 1
Coding region: 358-2163 (601 amino acids)
Source: RefSeq, a predicted model, not a curated record